This is a messenger RNA of Heterocephalus glaber (naked mole-rat), 6106 nucleotides long. Its product is annotated as zinc finger protein 33B. Gene Ontology annotation, biological process: regulation of transcription by RNA polymerase II. Gene Ontology annotation, molecular function: DNA-binding transcription factor activity, RNA polymerase II-specific; RNA polymerase II cis-regulatory region sequence-specific DNA binding. Lineage: Eukaryota; Metazoa; Chordata; Mammalia; Rodentia; Bathyergidae. The record is from RefSeq and is a predicted model, not a curated record.
AGUUUUGCGGCCGGUGGCCAACCCUGCGCGGGUUCUGCGCAUGCCUCAUGCAGCCGGCCACCCCCGUUUUCCCUUGUUUUCAACAGGACCCUGAUGGGAGGCGGUGCUGGGUCACCCAGCUGCGGCUCUUCCGGGCUCUACUACACGACCCGUGGUCGACGGCUUAAGAAUUGUCUACGUCUUUCAAAGAAUAGCACAAAAUGAGCAAGAAAUCCCAGGGAUCAGUAUCAUUUACAGAUGUGACUGUAGGCUUCACCCAGGAGGAGUGGCAGCACCUAGACACAAGCCAGAAGUCCCUGUAUAGAGAUGUGAUGCUGGAGAACUACAACCACCUGGUCUCCGUGGGGUAUUGUGUGACAAAGCCAGAAUUGAUCUUCAGGCUGGAGCAAGGAGAAGAGCCAUGGAUAUUGGAGGAAGAAUUCUCAAGGCAGAGCUUCUCAGAAUUUUGGAAAACUGAUCACCUGAAGGAGAGAAGCCAAGAAAACCAACCUAAACAUUUUUGGGGAAUUGUAUUCAUCAAUAACACAAUGCUGACUAAAGAACAAGGUAAUGUAAUAGGGAAACCAUUUGACUUGGACAUAAAUUCUUUUCCUUCCAGGAAAAUACUCUGUCACUGUGACUCAUAUGGAAUGAGUUUCAAAAAUAUUUCAGAAUUGUUUAUUAGUAGAAAAAAUUACUUAGGAAAAAAGCCAGAUGAAUUGAAUGCCUGUGGAAAAUUACUACUUGAAAUCCAACAUGAGAAAACUCAUACUAGAGAGAAAAGUGAAUGUUUAAAACAUAAGAGUUCUUUUGGUCAUCAAGAGGAUCCCAUUCAUCCUGAAGACAUUGAAACUUUAGACAAAACACUUGAAUACAGUGAAUGUCAUGAAACCUUCCUUGAAAAGACAUUAGUCAGUACACACAAGAGAGAAGAGAACACAGAAGAAAAUGACUGUGAAUACAAUGCAUGCAGAACUUUCAGUGAUGGCUCAUUCAUUUUGUUCUCUGAGGUAUCUCCCUCAAAAGAGAAUCACUGUGAGAACAAUGAUGAGAAAUCCUACUGUGGGACGUCUACCCCUUUCAAACAUGAUGGGGUACAUAUGAGAUAUAGUGAAAGUGGGAGUGAUUUCAGGAGGAAGUUAUGUCUCUCCCAACUUCAGAAAACUCAUAAAGGAGAGAAGCACUUUGAGUGUAAUGAAUGUGGGAAAGCUUUCUGGGAGAAAUCACACCUCACUCGACAUCACAGAGUACACACAGGUGAGAAACCCUUUCCAUGUAAUGUAUGUGGUAAAACUUUCUGGGAGAAGUCAAACCUCAUUAAACAUAAUAGAUCACACACUGGGGAGAAACCCUUUGAAUGCAGUCACUGCAGGAAAGCCUUUGGCCAUCAAUCAGCCCUCACUUUACACCAGAGAACACAUACAGGGGAGAAACCCUAUCAGUGUACUGCAUGUGGGAAAACUUUUUACCAGAAAUCAGACCUCACCAAACAUCAGAGAACACACACAGGGCUAAAACCCUAUGAAUGUUAUGAAUGUGGGAAGUCCUUUUGUAUGAAUUCACACCUUACCGUCCAUCAGAGAACACACACAGGUGAGAAACCCUUUGAAUGUCCUGAAUGUGGGAAAUCCUUUUGUCAAAAGUCACAUCUUACACAGCAUCAGAGAACUCACAUAGGGGAUAAACCCUAUGCGUGUAAUGCAUGUGGGAAAACUUUCUACCACAAAUCAGUACUCACCAGGCACCAGAUAAUUCAUACAGGAUUGAAACCUUACAAAUGUUAUGAAUGUGAGAAAACUUUCUGCUUAAAGUCGGACCUCACAGUACAUCAGAGAAGUCACUCAGGGGAGAAGCCCUUUGCAUGUCCUGAAUGUGGGAAAUUCUUUAGCCAUAAGUCAACCCUCUCUCAACAUUAUAGAACACACACUGGAGAGAGACCCUAUGAAUGUCAGGAAUGUGGAAAAAUCUUUUACAAUAAAUCAUACCUAACUAAGCAUAAUAGAACACACACUGGAGAGAAACCCUAUGAAUGCAGUGAAUGUGGGAAAACUUUCUGCCAAAAGUCACAGCUCACUCAGCAUCAGAGAAUUCACAUAGGGGAGAAACCGUAUCAAUGUACUGAAUGUGGAAAAGCUUUCUGCCAUAAGUCAGCUCUAAUUGUGCAUCAGAGAACCCAUACAGAAGAAAAGCCCUAUAAAUGUAAUGAAUGUGGAAAAUCCUUCUGUGUGAAGUCAGGACUUGUUUUACAUCAGAGGAAACACACAGGGGAGAAACCUUAUGCAUGUAAUGAAUGUGGGAAAUCCUUCAGUCACAAAUCAUCCCUCACAGUACACCACAGGGCUCACACAGGAGAGAAAUCCUGUCAGUGUAAUGAAUGUGGGAAAAUCUUUUACCGUAAGUCAGACCUUGCUAAACAUCAGAGAUCACACACAGGGGAGAAGCCCUAUGAAUGUGACAUAUGUAAGAAAACUUUCUCUCAAAAAUCGAACCUUAUUGUACAUCAGAGGACACACACAGGAGAAAAGUCUUGUGAAUGAACUAUUAUAUUUGUUCACCAGUCAGCCACUUCAUUAUACUUCAGAGUAUUCACACUGAAGAAAGUUCUGUUGACAAAUAUUGAAUAAUCUUCAUCCAUGGUGUUAAGUUAUAGAGUAAUGACAAGAUAAACCCAUGGUCUAUGUUAUGUGUUGUUAAUUUUCCAGAGCAAAGUAGAAGAGGCAUCUUCCUACAGAUUGAGAGGGCACUGACAGUCCAAAGAAUGAUGUGGACAAUUUCAUUUAGGCAAAUGAGGUUAUUUUAGCUUAUUUACAGCAUGGUGGAUGAUUUAUGAGCUGUAGCACUACCAAAGUUGCCAUUCUCCCUCUGCUAAGCUACUUGUUUUAUAGGACUCUAAAGUAAACAGGUAAAAAUAGAAGCAAAUGAUGUGUCCUUGGGAAGAGUUAUCUGUACUGUGUUCCGACUCAUCCUUUUUGGGAACUCCACUGCUCUUAGCAAAUACUGUUAAGACACAGUGCUGAGUUACUUUUCUCUACUGCAGCCUGAUACACAGCUUUAACCCCUGGCAAGAGCCCACUGGAAAGCCAAAUAGUGGCUUACUGCAAGAUGGAGUUGUUUUGGCUAGGGUUUGGAGGCCUUUUUUCCCUAUUCACCCAUUCCUCUGGCUCUUAUAUUCUUUUUUUCUUUUUUGGUACUGGGGAUCGAACUCAGGACCUUGCACUUUCGAGGCAGGCAGCAGAACCACUGAUCUAAAUCCCCGGCAAGCUUUUAUAUUCUUUUGCUGCCACCUCAGUGAUGUCUCCUGAACUUGGAGGGAGAGAUAUCUUACUUGACUGUGAGCUGAACACCAGCUGUUAUUUCACAGCAACAGUCUGGACUAUGGCAGUACACUCCUAGAACAACACAAAUACAUGUUCCCAGGUAGAGUACUUAGCACAAGCCUCAUAGACAUCUAAAUGGUCUAUAUCAGGAGUGUGUGCUUGUAAGUGGCUUAAAGCAUCUGUUACUGUAGCCUCAUUAUCUGGCACAUGGUGCCAUUGUGAGCACAGGUGCCUCCAUGGGCACCAGUCAGCCUGUCAAAAUUCAUUGUGUUGAAACACCACCUUCCAUGUUCGUUUUCUCUAUAAUGGCUUACCAAGCACUUGCUGGUGCUCCCUUUCCCAUUGUGUCAUUCAUAGGACCAGUCCUGUGAAGACUACCCAGCAAUCUGUGCAGUCAUUUAGAGUCCAUUCUUUAUGCACGACCACCAUCCAUACCACUUUUAGAUCAGCCCAUUGGCUGCCUUUCCCUUUCCCAAAUGGUGUCUGCACCCGUAUCACCACUGCUGCCCAUUCCAAUUUUGCGCCCCUACUGGUGCCAUUGGUGUAGUAAAUACCUUCAGGAAUGGGCAGUGUCCUUUCUAGACCCUUAUUGAGCCUCACUGUUGGCUCAGUCACUGGAAACAGUUCCAUAGCUUGGAAGGAUACCAACUCUAGUAUUGCCUGCAUGACAUUUGUCACUCGGGUAGCAGAUAGGAUUACACACUGCCCAAGUGUGUGUGCCACUUUUGUAAAUUCUGAUAUUAUGCCACCCUAGAAAGGGGUUGACCACCUGGCCUUUAUUCCCAGCCCUUCACUGGAUAUGCUCUCUUUACUAUCACUGAACAAGAUCCAGUGAUAGACUCCACCUGCUGUAGGACUUUACAUAUGGCCAGCAGUUGCUGCUCCAGUGUCGUAUACUUUAUCUGGGUUCUGCCCCUUUCCAUGAUUGGGGUGGAAUCCUAUUGGAACUGUCUGUUUCAGUUAUUUCUGCCAUGACCCCCAGUUGUAGCUCUCAGAGCCCCUAACUCCUAAAACAUACAGGCAUUGAGUUACUGGGAUACACAACUAUUUAGCCUGCCUUACAAGUAUCUUAACUUGCUCAGAAUCCUCUUGAGCCCUUUUUUCCCGAUUCCCUGUGGUCACCCUUUUUCACAGUUAAGUAAUAGGCAGGCAAGUUGAGCAAGGUGGGAUAUAAACUAUAUCCAUACCCCCAAGACUCCUCAAAACACCAUUAGUUACUUUACAUCCAUUGGCACAGGCUAUUUCAUGAGGUUAGCUCAUGGAGGCCAGGCCCUCCAUCAUCCCCAGCUCUAAUACCUUAACUGGUUUAUCCCAGUUCUCUUUUUCUUGUGCAUGCUUGACACAGGCCUGUGAUUGGAGCUCAGGCCUGCUGCUGUGAGGAGUUGCCACUUUGGGGCAUCUGAGAUCUUACACAGCUUUUUUUUCUACUUAAAUCAUACUGCAUUUUGCAUUUUCAUUAGCAAAUGACAUUAUUUCCCAUAAUUUUGGGAUAGUUUCAAGCUAUCCCCAUACUCACAUGGUAUUCCCCACACAGAGGCAGAUGACCAUCCAGGAUUUGCCUUUGGGCAGAUAUCUCAGUGUCAGUAGCAUGUCUUACCACCCAUAGCAGGGGUCUUGAAACACUGGCUACUGUUCUAUUGCAAUCCCAUCCCAUACAGACCCUCAGAAAUUGUGAUAUAUUCUCUAGUCCAUCAGGUGUGGACUAGACUCAUUUAGGAGGUGUGCUACCCCAUAUACGUGCAAAAGACAGUUCCCUUAGCAUUUCCCCCAUGGAUACCCUUCCCUGACUCAUCUUUGGAUCUGCUGGGUCAGGCUUCAGAUGUUGCAUGAAUUUCCCAGAGCAAUGUAAAAGAAACAUGUGCUAAUGAUUUGAGAGGGCAUUGACAGUCCAAAGAAUGACUUGGACAAACUCAGUUUUUGUUUGUUGGGGUUUUUAUUUAUUUAUUUAUUUUUAGUGCUGGAGAUCGAACUCGGGUCCUUGUGCUUGCGCAGCAGGUGGCGAAACCACGGAGCUAAAUCCCUGGCCCUGUUUGUUGGGGUUUUUUUGGUACCAGGGAUUGAACUUAAGACCUUGUGCUUAUGAGGCAGGUGCAGUGCCAAUGUGCCAAAUCCCUGGCCCUGGACAAGUUCAGUUUUGCAAAUAAGUGAGUUUACUAUGGAUUACCUACAGAGAAAUGGAAAAUUUAUGGGCUGUAGCAUUACUGAAAUUGCACACUCCCCACCUUUUGCUAAGCUACUGGUUUUAUAGGGCUCUAAGAUAAACAGCAAAAAGUAAAAGCAAAGAACACGUGUCCUUGGAAAAAUUAUUUGUACUCUAUUGCCACCUCAUUGGGAACUCCACAGGUCUCAGCAUGCACUGUCAAGCCACAGUGCUGGGUGACCUUGCUGUGUUGCAGUCUGCCCACAACCUCAGGACCUAGUGAGAGCCCUCUGGACAGCUAAACAGCAGCCACUACAAGACAGCAUUGCUUUGGCUAGGCUUUGGAGGACUGUUCUCCUACAAGUAUAGGACAUCCUUUGUUAAGAUUAAGAAGAUUGAUUAUGAAGAGCCAGGCAUGGUGUUACAUACGUAUAAUCUUAGCACUUGGGAGGCUGAGGCAGGAGGAUCGCCAUGAAUUCAAGGACAACCUGGAUUACAUAGUUCAAGGCCAGCCUGAUCUAUACGAUCUCAGAAAAGUAUGAAGUUUUAUAGAUACUUUCAGUUGUUUUAAUGAAAAAUACAAACUGGAUAUUGCAGAAUUUAUACUGAGAAAUGUAUAUGUUUAUUAACUAUAAAUUGAAUUUUUAAUUAAAUCUAAUAUUACAAGUUG